AUGGCUUCACACGGCGACGCCAAGGGCGAGGGCGAGGGCGAGGGCGACAUCAGACUCAAGGCGCUGCCAGCCCUGAGCCCGGAGCUCUACCAGCGCGCAUGGGCCUCGAUCCCCCAUCCCACCCUGCCCCUCCUGGCCACCUGCCACUCCAAGGCCGUCACCAUCUACUCGCUCUCCUCGCUCUCCUCCCACAGCUCCCUGACCGGUGGCCAUGCCCGCUCCGUGCGCACCGCCGCCUGGAAGCCCGCCAUGGCCCCGCACAAGCUCUGCCUCGUCACUGCCAGCUUCGACUCCACCGCCGCUUUGUGGCGCUGGGACGGCGACAACCUUCCUCUGCCCCUGCCCUCCUCCGACUCGGCCCCUGACCGCCCCACCAGCCUCGAGGUCGACGUCACCGCCGCCGCCGCAAAAGCCCCGCGGCCCGCGUCCCGGGACCCCGCCGCCUCCGACAAGGACGAUGACGACGACUGGGAGUUCUCCCUCGUCCUCGAGGGCCACGACUCCGAGGUCAAGUCUGUCGCCUUCUCCCCCUCCGCCCAGUAUCUGGCCACAUGCAGCCGCGACAAGACCGUCUGGAUAUGGGAGGACGUCGGUGCCAACGAGGCCGAUGAUGAGUGGGAGACGGUCGCCGUCCUCAACGAGCACGAGGGCGACGUCAAGUGCGUCACCUGGUGCCCUGACGUGCCCGGACGCACCGCCAAGGGCAAAUACGGUGCCGAUGUCUUGGCAAGCAGCAGUUACGACAACACCGUGAGGGUGUGGCGCGAGGACGGGGACGGGGAGUGGGUGUGCGUGGCCGUCUUGGAGGGCCACGACGGAACCGUGUGGGGUGUGCAAUGGGAGGCCGACCCGGACAGGAAACAGUUCCCGCGGUUGAUGAGUUUCUCGGCGGACAAGACGAUCCGGAUAUGGACUCUAAAGGAGGACGACGAGGUGGAGGAUGGCGGCGACGGCAGAAACCCGAUGUUCCGGCCCGGCUUGGGCGGCAUCCCCAACACGAUGCGCCGCUCGUUGAGGGAGGACUGGGAAUGCACAGCCGUGCUCCCUGCUGUGCACAAGCGGGACGUGUACUCAGCGGCAUGGAGUGCCGCUUCAGGUCUCAUCGCCAGCACAGGAAGCGACGGGAUUAUCGCUAUCUACAAAGAGGAUGUUUCUGCCGUCAGCGGCGGCUCGGAGCCUUCGACCGACAGGACAACAGAGCCAUCGGGGCGGACCGGCAAUGGCGAGGCGACCACCGUCAAUGGCAGCUCCGAAUCCUCAAGGUGGCGCGUGGUGAACAAUAUCGAGAACGGCCACGGGCCCUACGAGAUAAAUCAUGUGACUUGGUGCCGUAGGUUUGACUCUGGGACCGAAGACCGUGGCGUGGAGGAAAUGCUUGUCACCACGGGUGACAACGGAGUGGUCAAGCCAUGGCAGGUGGUCGCCUCGUAG
Messenger RNA from Diaporthe amygdali, 1431 nucleotides. RefSeq names its product wd repeat protein. Gene Ontology annotation, molecular function: protein binding. Bases 1 to 1431 code for a protein of 476 amino acids. The record is from RefSeq and is a predicted model, not a curated record. Gene Ontology annotation, biological process: iron-sulfur cluster assembly. Gene Ontology annotation, cellular component: cytosolic [4Fe-4S] assembly targeting complex. The transcript has a single exon. NCBI's taxonomy places the organism in Eukaryota, Fungi, Ascomycota, Sordariomycetes, Diaporthales, Diaporthaceae.